AUGCUGCGGCUGGGGCCGCUCGCCACCGCUGGGCGUCUGUUGUCCGCGGGUCCCCGCCUCGGGCCGCCGCGCCCCACCGGGGGCCGAGUGAACGUCUCCCGGUACUGGCCGCCCCAUCCGCCGGGGCCGGUCGGUGACUGCGGCCUCCUGUCCCGGCAGGUGCGGGCGGCGGCGGACUCGGCCGGCGGCGGUCGGGGCCCGGCUCUGAAGACGCCCAAGGGCACCCGCGACCACCCCCCCGCCCACACGGCGCUCCGUGACCGGCUCCUCGCAGCCGUAGUGGCCUGCUUCAAGCGGCACGGGGCGGCCGCCAUCGACACCCCCGUGCUGGAGCUGCGGGAGACGCUGACAGGGAAGUACGGGGAGGAUGCAAAGCUCAUCUACGAGUUGCAGGACCAGGGAGGGGAGCUGCUGGCCCUGCGCUACGACCUGACCGUGCCCUUCGCUCGCUAUUUGGCGAUGAACAAGAUCACCAACAUGAAGCGCUACCACAUCGCUAAGGUGUACAGGCGGGACAACCCGGCCACGACCAGGGGCCGCUACAGGGAGUUCUACCAGUGCGAUUUUGACAUUGCCGGGCAGUUCGACCCGAUGAUUCCUGAUGCCGAGUGCCUGAAGAUCGUCCAUGAGAUCCUGAGUGACCUGCAGCUCGGGGACUUUCUCAUUAAGGUCAACGACCGACGGAUUUUAAAUGGCGUGUUUGCCGUCUGUGGCAUCCCAGAGAGCAAGUUCAUAACUACGUGCUCUACCGUGGACAAGCUGGACAAGAUGCCGUGGGAGGAAGUGAGGAGCGAGAUGGUAGGAGAGAAGGGGCUCUCUCCCGAGGCUGCAGAUCACAUUGGGGAGUAUGUCCGGCUUCAUGGUGGCCUGGACCUGAUCGAGCAGCUUCUCCAGGACCCAAAGCUGUCCCAGAACAAGCUGGCCAAGGAGGGGCUGGGGGACAUGAAGCUGCUGUUUGAGUACCUGACCCUGUUUGGCAUCACAGGGAAGAUCUCUUUUGACCUGAGCCUGGCGCGGGGUCUGGACUAUUACACGGGGGUGAUCUUUGAGGCUGUCCUGCUGCAGCAGGAGACUGACCACGUGGAGGAGCCAGUCAGCGUUGGGAGCGUGGCUGGAGGCGGUCGCUACGAUGGGCUGGUGGGGAUGUUUGAUCCCAAGGGACGGAAGGUGCCCUGUGUGGGGGUCAGCAUUGGGAUCGAGCGGAUCUUCUCCAUCCUAGAGCAGAAAGUGAGGGCUUCCGGGGAGAAAGUUCGAACGACUGAGACGCAAGUGCUGGUGGCCACACCUCACAAACACUUACUCGCUGUGAGACUGAAGCUCAUCUCUGAGCUGUGGGAUGCAGGGAUCAAGGCAGAGAUGCUGUACAAGAAGGAUCCUAAACUGCUGAAGCAGCUACAGUAUUGCGAGGACAUGGGGAUCCCCCUUGCUGCCAUUGUAGGAGAGCAAGAGCUGACAGAUGGAGUUGUCAAGCUGCGAGAUGUGGCAACAAGAGAGGAGGUUGAUAUCCCAAGAGAAAAGCUUGUUGAUGAGAUCAGAAGAAGGCUGGAGCCCUAGGACUUUUCUGGCCAACGCUGCUUGUCUUCAACCGCUGUGCAACUGGAACCUUUUAGUGCCCUCAGCCAUUCACUUCCUGCUGAAGUCUGGUCACCAUCUACUAGCCUGAGGCUCAUCUGCCUGGGCUAAGGCAGUGUCAACAUGGAGUAUCUGCUUGGAAAGGAGCAAGCGGGUUUUAAAAGUUACAGACAGUGCAGUCACCAGGUUAACCUUCUGUUGAACUGCUCUGAAGGAUGGGACAAGCUUGUGGGUUCCAAAUGUUGCAGGAUCUGUAACUAUAGCCAUUUCCAUCCACUGUAGGCGGUUGUGGUGGUGGCACGGGUACUGAUGGAUGUGGUGCAGCUCAAGCAGGAUCAGGCUGAGCUCAGGAGUGUGUGGGGGGAAUCUGUGGUGUGUUGGGCACCUGCAAGUUCAGGACCUAGGGAGAGGGUGGCAGUGGAAGGCCACCCCCUCCCUUCUGAGAGCUGCAAGGGCCAGCCACAGCCUGCAGCCGGGCUCUGCCGUUGGGUACAGGGCCAGGCGCGCUCGGGGGAGCCUGG
This is a messenger RNA of Gavia stellata (red-throated loon), 2093 nucleotides long. Its product is annotated as histidine--tRNA ligase, cytoplasmic-like. The transcript has 12 exons. Gene Ontology annotation, molecular function: histidine-tRNA ligase activity; ATP binding; identical protein binding. Gene Ontology annotation, cellular component: cytoplasm; mitochondrion. The record is from RefSeq and is a predicted model, not a curated record. The coding region runs from base 1 to 1554 and encodes 517 amino acids. Gene Ontology annotation, biological process: histidyl-tRNA aminoacylation; mitochondrial translation. NCBI's taxonomy places the organism in Eukaryota, Metazoa, Chordata, Aves, Gaviiformes, Gaviidae.